Molecule: messenger RNA, 1482 nt
Organism: Rhodamnia argentea
Lineage: Eukaryota; Viridiplantae; Streptophyta; Magnoliopsida; Myrtales; Myrtaceae
Product: homeobox-leucine zipper protein HAT5
Exons: 3
Coding region: 425-1366 (313 amino acids)
Biological process (GO): positive regulation of DNA-templated transcription
Cellular component (GO): nucleus
Molecular function (GO): DNA-binding transcription factor activity, RNA polymerase II-specific; sequence-specific DNA binding
Source: RefSeq, a predicted model, not a curated record
CUCAGCAACUCUCUCUCUCUCCUUCCCAAAGCAGAAUCUCUCUCCUCUCCUCUACCCCCACUCUGCCCUCAAGUUUUCCAGCUUUCAAUUCAGGAAAGAAAACGCAGAUCAAGAACACAAGUAGGGAAGAAAAAGUGUCUCCGCUUUCAAACUUUCGAGCUCCUCUUCAGCCAGAAAGAAGGAAAAACGAAUCUCAUACUUCCCCACAAUUCUUGCUUCUCUUGUGGGUGAAGUACUGGACUCUUCUCAACGCGCACACGACUUCCUAUUAUAGUAUUCUCCAUUACAAGCCUACUACGUUCCCAAGGUUGUCCCGUAAAGGCAAGAUCUUUUGCUUUUAUAAGCACAAUCAUGGCUACUUAAUGCUCGUAUGAAGUCAUAAUUCACAGGCACGGUACAAGGGCCAAAAAAAAAAAAACGAGUGAUGGCCGGCGGGGAACCCUAUUCUGCCGACACAAACUCGGACACUUUCGCUAAUGAAGAAACGCUGGUUCCAAGUUCUUCCGAGGCUCUUGAGUCCGUCUGGGUUCCUACUUCGGCCGCUCGUCAUGGUUCAAAAUCAAUGGUCAAUUUUGAGGACGUUUGUGGGGGAGGAGACACCGACGCCGCGCCGAGGCCAUACCUCCGGCAGAUUGAUCUGAAGGAAGAAGCCAUCGAAGAGGACUAUUGCGACGGAAGCUUUCAGCCUCCUGGGAAGAAGCGGCGGCUAUCGGCCGACCAAGUCCAUUUCCUCGAGAGGCACUUUGAGGUCGAGAACAAGCUCGAGCCUGAGAGGAAGAUCCAGCUUGCCAAGGAGCUGGGCCUGCAGCCGAGGCAGGUCGCGAUCUGGUUCCAAAAUCGGCGAGCCCGGUACAAGACCAAGCAGCUGGAGAAGGAGUUCAAUUUGCUCAAAGCUCGCUACGAGAGCCUCAAGGCCGAUCAUGACAAGCUUAUCAAAGAAAAGGAGAGUUUAAAAGGGGAGGUCCUCUCUCUCAAAGACAAACUGAGGAGCAGAGCAAAAGGAAGCGAGGAGAGAUCGCUCCAAGCUGAUGAUUCGUUGCCGAAACCAACCACGCCCUCAACUCUCGAGGAUGUUUCAAACGUGGAUGCCACAAUCAUAAAGCAAGAGGACGCGAGUUCGGCCAAGAGCGAUGUGUUCGAUUCGGACUCGCUGCUGGAGCCCGCGAAUUCUUCCCACGGAUUCGAACCAGCGGACUGCUCGGACUUCUCGCAGGACGAGGACGACAGUUUCGGCAAGAGCCUCUUGCCCCUGGAAUUCCUCCCCAGAUUCGAAGAUGGAUACACCUUCCACCAGAACCCACCUGCAAUUUCUUGCAAUUUUGCUUUCCCAGCUGAAGAAAACCCCUUCUGGUCCUGGUCUUACUGAGUAAAAACGAACUGGUUACAGGAUAAAUGGCGUGCAGCUGAAGAGUAGAGGCUCUGGAUACGAUGUAUCUAAAGCUAUAAGUAGAACAAGAAGUAAAAUUCUGGUGGUUUCUUGAA